AUGCCUGUGCCGGUCCAGAGAAGAGUUUCCCAAGGUAGCCGUCGGCCUUCCGUGACCAGCAUUUCGUCCUCUACCCCCAUCACUCCAAGUUUUACGACCUCUUUUACUACCACCACCAAUAAUCAUUAUCCUCACCAACAACAACAUCGGGAUGCCCGUCAUAUCCGGGCCACUUCUUGGACUUCCGGGCACGAUCAAAGCGGCGAACCUUCUUUUGCCGAUUACCCUUCUGCAUCUCAUUCACGGCGCCGGCGCGAAUCCAACGGCUCUCUCGCAGACCUCACCGAGGGCUCUUCUCCCUCUUCCUCGCUCUCCUUCCACCACCCCAAUAUGGCUAUGAAGACCACUUCGUCAGAAUGGAAUCGUAGUCAUGCCCGCAGUCGCUCCCAAAGUAUGGCGCAGAUGAAUGCCUCCCAGGCUCAUUCCACCGGAGCCCCCGCUCCCCGCCCCGGCCCCGUCACCUGGAUGUCCCUGCCUAGAAAGAAACAGCUGGUCCUCCUGGGUCUCUGUCGCGUCUUCGACUUCUUACAGGUCACCUCCUUACAAGCGUAUAUGUUCUACCAGCUCAAGUCCUUCGACGAAACCCUUUCCGACUCCGAUGUCUCCACGCAGGCUGGUAUCCUCCAGGGCGCAUUUACGGCGGCGCAAUUCGCGACAGCAAUACCAUGGGGUCGAGUGGCCGAUGCGGAAUGGGGCGGUCGCAAAUUUGUACUGUUGGUCGGGCUGGUAGGCACGGCGGUGUCCUGCCUGGGAGUCGCCUUCUCGACGUCGUUCGCGCAGGCCGUGUUCUGGCGUUCGUUUGGCGGUGCCAUCAAUGGGACGGUGGGCAUUAUUCGCACAAUGAUUGCGGAGAACGUCAAGGAGAAGAAGUACCAUUCUCGCGCUUUCUUGAUUCUACCCAUUGGGUUUAAUAUCGCUGCUUUGUUUGGUCCAGUCAUGGGAGGUAUGCUUGCCGAUCCGGUUAAGAGUUACCCCAGGCUGUUCGGCCCCAAUUCUUCUUUUGGAGGUGCUUCUGGUGUGCAGUGGCUCAUGAAAUACCCCUACGCGUUGCCCAUGCUGGCCAAUGCCCUUUUCCUGUCAUUCUGCGCCACGUGCGUCGCAAUGGGUCUUGAGGAGACUUCACAAGCCUGCAAGGGAAAGCCUGGCCUGGGCGCUUUCGCCAUGAAGAUUUUCGCCCGUGGUUUGAAGGCUGUCCUUCCAUCUUCGUCGCCCCUGUAUUCGAGACUUCCGUUUUCCGACUAUGACGAGGAAGGUCCCCUGCUGAACCGACCAGUCGAUCCUACCGAAAGUUAUGAGCUUGAAGAGAAGGCGGCCAAACCUACGAGGCACGCUCGCGUGUUACCGUUCCGACGAAUCUGGACAAAGAAUGUCCUGUGCACUCUUCUCGCGCAGGCCUUUUUCGAUUUCCAGAUGGGUGCCUUCAAUAAUCUGUGGUUGCUUUUCCUCUCCACCCCUCGAUAUGAUUCCAGUGACCCUGCCAGUCCCGUGCAGAGACUACCCUUCAUUUUCACCGGGGGCUUGGGUAUGUUGCCUCAGAGCGUUGGCUUCGCCACAGCUAUCCUCGGGGUCAUCGGCAUGCUCCUUCAAUUCACCGUCUAUCCUUCAAUCAACGGCCGUCUGGGCACAGCCAAGAGCUACCAAUAUUUCCUGUCGCUCUUUCCUCUGGCUUAUGCUUUCGCCCCUUAUAUUGCUCUUGCACCGUCGUCCACGCCCCCUCCAGGACAAGCCAGUGGGCCCUGGGUGUGGUUCUCCAUUAUUGUCGUCCUGUUCCUGCAAGUCACCGCUCGGACAUUCACGCUUCCGACAUCAAUUAUCCUCCUGAACAAUUGCUCACCGCACCCGUCGGUGCUCGGUACGAUACACGGUAUCGGACAGUCAGUAUCUUCGGCGUUCCGGACUAUUGGGCCUAUCUUUUCCGGAGCCUGGUAUGGUUAUGGUCUGGAGAUAGGCAUGGUUGGCUUCGCCUGGUGGCUAAUCGCCCUUGUGUCCAUCUUUGGAUGCAUAGCAGCGAUCUUUGUUUAUGAAGGCUCCGGCCACGAGAUUCUGCUCCCGGGCGAAGAAGAUGACCUGCGGUAA
Messenger RNA from Aspergillus pseudoviridinutans, 2076 nucleotides. Its product is annotated as putative MFS transporter. The coding region runs from base 1 to 2076 and encodes 691 amino acids. NCBI's taxonomy places the organism in Eukaryota, Fungi, Ascomycota, Eurotiomycetes, Eurotiales, Aspergillaceae. The transcript has 4 exons. The record is from RefSeq and is a predicted model, not a curated record. Gene Ontology annotation, molecular function: transmembrane transporter activity. Gene Ontology annotation, biological process: transmembrane transport.